Messenger RNA from Magnolia sinica, 460 nucleotides. RefSeq names its product DNA-directed RNA polymerase V subunit 1-like. Bases 1 to 282 code for a protein of 93 amino acids. The transcript has 4 exons. Lineage: Eukaryota; Viridiplantae; Streptophyta; Magnoliopsida; Magnoliales; Magnoliaceae. The record is from RefSeq and is a predicted model, not a curated record.
AUGGAGCAGAACCCUCAUAGAAGCAUUGCAGUAAUGUUGAGUAUUGCAGUGGCCUUCAUGUUUCAGUCCCCUCCGCUUCUUUGGGCCAUGCUUCUUAAGUUCCCGUUCGGAAGUGCAUAUUCAGUUGAUAGGCCAAUUAAAUGUUUUGAGGGAGCAGUUGAAAGGUGUCACACGGAUUCACUAUCCAGUAUAGUUGCAUCAUGUUCUUGGGGUAAACAUAUCGCCGUUGGCACAGGAACACCUUUCCAAAUUAUGUGGAGCAAGAAAGAAGCUGCUGAAUAGGAUUAUGAAAGAGAGAAGCUUAAUGAAAGAAUAGCAAAACUCUCUGGUGGUGUUGCUGUCAUUCAGGUAUUCUUAAGGAAUCUUCUUCUCCCUCAAACAUGAUGGUUAUGAUUGAACUACAAAUUAGUAUAAAUGUGUUCAAUUCCCCUAUAUGUAUGCAUGCACGCAUGGAUUUUUU